AUGCUCGACCAGGAUCUGCUUCUACAAGGCCUAGAAGAUCAGCCCUGGUUCGAGAAGAACAUUCCCUUGCUAGAGAUCCCUGAUAUGGCUAUCCAAGAAGUAUACUACUACCGCUGUGAAUUCUUGAACCCCGUCAGCUAUGGCGCCCCGUAUGGUGGUAUCGUGGCUGCUGCAGGUCAUCAUAUCACUAAAGGCCGGUGGAUACGUGAUACGAGAUAUGGCCAGGAUAUCUCAAAGUAUUGGCUCGCUGGACCAGGCCAGUUCCCAAAGCCAAUGAGAGACGAUAUCAACAAAGAUACCUCCGACUGGGCGCACGAGUACAGCUUCUGGGCCGCUACUGCGUUUUGGAGACAAUACUUGGUUACAGGAGAUAAAGACUUUGUUAUUGGACAGCUUGCAAAUCUGGUGAAGCAGUAUCGAGGCUGGGAUAACCAUUACUCCAGCCCACUGGGCUUGUACUGGCAGGUCCCUGUCUGGGAUGCUACAGAAUACACAGCCGCUUCUUAUGAGUCUAGUGAUCCCUAUCAUGGGGGUGCUGGUUUUCGGCCAACGAUUAAUUCCUAUCAGUACGGGGAUGCCAUUGCGAUAGCAAAUAUUGCUGCUUUGGGUGGAGACUCUGAUCUCGAAAAUGAAUAUCGACGCCGGGCAGAAAGUCUGCAAGCUGCGGUACAAAAGCACCUUUGGGAUAAUGAGAGCGACUUCUAUAAGCACCAAGCUCGUGACGACAACCCCUCCGGCUCCUUGUUGGGUACAAGAGAGAUUAUGGGUUAUCUUCCAUGGAUGUUCGACAUGCCGUGUAAGGAGUCCCAACUCGCCGCCUUUUCGCAGCUCAAAGGCUCCCAAGGAUUCUUCUCCAAGUUUGGUCCAACUACGGCUGAGCGAAGAAGCAAGUGGUUCAUGUAUGAGGCAGAGACCUGCUGCCGAUGGGAUGGUCCUUCAUGGCCAUUUGCAACCUCGCAGACUCUAACUGCCAUUGAAAAUGUUCUCCACGAUUGUCCAGCGCAGAAAUACAUCACUGCCGAUGACUACUACGACAUGCUGCAUCAAUACGCUCGGACACAAUACAAAAAUAGGCAACCCUACGUGGCUGAAGCUCAUCAUCCUGAUGAUGAUAAAUGGAUGUAUGAUGGCUACAAUCACAGCGAAGAUUAUAAUCACUCGACCUUUGUCGAUAAUGUGUUGGCUGGCCUGAUAGGGCUGCGAGCCCAGUCUGGUGAAACAAUAGUUGUCAAUCCCUUGACUCCUUCAAACUGGGACUACUUUGCCGUUGAGAACAUAGCCUACCACGGCCAUCUUAUCACUGUCCUGUGGGACAGGACAGGCUCAAUCUACCACCGAGGCCAAGGCUUACGAGUUUACGUUGAUGGUCAGCUUGCUGGGAGUCGCGAAACAAUAGGUCUUACGAAAGUCGAGGUCGGUCCAUCUGUCCCGACACCAGUUUCCUCCAGAAUAAACAUCGCAGCAAAUAGUCAGCGAGAUCCUCGACUUCCCCUCGCUUUUGCUUCAUAUACUUCCCCAGUCGAUGAUCCCAUGCGAGCCAUCAACGGAAUGAUCCUCCGAACAGGCAUACCGCAAAACAGCCGCUGGACUUCGUAUAAUAGUCCAAAUCCAGAAGACCAUCUUGGAGUCGACUUGCGUAAAGAUCAAGCUGUCGAUAAUAUGCGAUUAUUCUUCUACGAUGACUCUGACGGUGUCCGGAUUCCUACCAAUUACGAUCUUCAGUACUGGACAGGCAAUGCGUGGUUAUCAGUGCCUAGACAGACUCGCAGUCCAAUGCCGACCAACUCAAAUGCUGAGACCAAGAUUGUCUUCCCUUCUCUAUUGACUUCUCGACUUCGUGUUGAGGCACCCAAUGCUGGGUCUGGUGUUGGAUGGGGGUUAUCUGAAUUAGGUAUUUGGUCGUCUAGUGAAUAA
Molecule: messenger RNA, 1914 nt
Organism: Fusarium proliferatum ET1
Lineage: Eukaryota; Fungi; Ascomycota; Sordariomycetes; Hypocreales; Nectriaceae
Exons: 2
Coding region: 1-1914 (637 amino acids)
Biological process (GO): carbohydrate metabolic process
Source: RefSeq, a predicted model, not a curated record